This is a messenger RNA of Dermatophagoides pteronyssinus (European house dust mite), 1826 nucleotides long. Its product is annotated as Na(+)/citrate cotransporter-like. Gene Ontology annotation, cellular component: plasma membrane. Gene Ontology annotation, biological process: succinate transport; transmembrane transport; citrate transport. NCBI's taxonomy places the organism in Eukaryota, Metazoa, Arthropoda, Arachnida, Sarcoptiformes, Pyroglyphidae. Gene Ontology annotation, molecular function: succinate transmembrane transporter activity; citrate transmembrane transporter activity. The record is from RefSeq and is a predicted model, not a curated record.
CAACAGCAAUAACAAGAAUCAUAAUCAUAAAUUUUUUUCCCUGUGAUUGAAGAAUUCAUAUAUGACAGCUAUUUGAUUUUUUUUUCAAAAGAAAGAAAAAUGUUACCAAAUAUUCUUAUCAAAUGUAAAGAUGGCCUUAUAUUAAUCUUAACACCUUUAUUAUUAUCACCAUUAUUAUGGUUUAAUUAUCAAUCUACGGAAUCACGAUGUGCUUUUGUCGUACUUCUUAUGAUUUUUUAUUGGAUAUUUCAACCAAUUCCAUUGGCCGUCACUGCAUUGUUACCUGUAGCUUUAUUUCCAUUGUUUGGUUUGGCAACUACUGAAAAAGCAUGUGAACCAUAUCUAAAAUCAACAAAUAUGCUUUUCAUGGCCAGUUUGAUUAUUGCUAUUGCAAUGGAAAAAAGUGGUUUUCACAAACGAAUAGCAUUUCGUGUACUUAUUGCCAUCGGAAAUGAUCUACGUAGUCUUUUUGCCGGUUUUAUGUUUGUUACAAUGUUUUUGGGUAUAUGGAUUAUUAAUACGGCAGCAACGGCAAUGAUAUUGCCUAUUGCUGAUGUUGUUGUCAGCGAAAUUUUCAAUAAUUAUCCACAAAAAAAUCCCGAAUUAGAAAUGAUCAAUGGAAAUCCAACAAGUAAUUCUAUCGAAAUUCAAAAAUCAGAUGUGAUUCAUAAAUAUUCAAAAAAGAUCUCGCCCGAAUUAAAUUAUAUUAAAAGGCUGCUUUAUAUUUGUAUUGCUUUUUCGGCAACAAUUGGCGGUACAUCAACUUUAACUAGCAAUGGACCGAAUUUAGUCUUUCAAUUUGUUUUAGAUGAAUUUUACGGAAAUGUACCUGAUGUUGAUUACACAAAAUGGCUGCUAUUCUGUCUUCCUGCCACUAUAUUGAGUGUAUUUCUUAGUUGGUGUUAUAUCACAAUGGUCUAUUUGCGUCCAAGAAUAAUUGCUCAGGUGAAAAAUACAUCGAAAACAACUUUGAUACAGAAAUACAAUGAACUUGGACCGAUAACAUUUCAUGAGAUUGCCGUAUGCACAACAUUCGUUACAUUGAUCAUUUUAUGGAUGUUUCGUGAUCCACAAUUUUUAACUGGAUGGUCAAGAAUGUUAGGACAUGAUAUCAUUCCAAAGGAUACAACACCAGCUAUAUUAAUAGUCAUUUUGCUGUUUUGCAUACCGAGUAAUCCACUCGGUCCAUUUCCAAGCGAAUCAUUAUUGGAUUGGACAUUUACUCAAUCUAAACUAGCCUGGGGUGUUAUUUUAUUACGUGGUGGAGGAUUUGCAAUGGCCGAUACUGCAUUGAGCUCUGGCCUAACAAGAUUGAUCGGUGAACAAUUGGUUAGAAUUAAUUAUUUACCUUUUUGGUCGGUUGUAGUGAUUGUUAGUUUGACAGCUUCCUUUACAACCGAAUUGGCUAGCAAUUCUGCUAUAGCUUCGGUUUUUCUUCCGAUUUCAGGCCAAAUGGCAUUGUUGUUGAACAAAAAUCCAUUAUUUUUUAUCAUACCGGUAACAUUAUCAUGUUCAUAUGCAUUUGUUCUUCAAGUUGGAACACCGGCAAAUGCAUUAGUUGCAGCUCAUGCAAAAUUAAAACCUUUUGAUACGAUAUUACCGGGAUUUGUUACCAAAAUUAUCUGUCUUUCGAUCAUGUUCUGCAAUCUCUACUUACUUGGAAUUCCAAUGUUUUCAUUGAAUUCCUUACCAGCAUGGGCAAAUACAACAUCGCUUGAGACAAUUUAAUCUUUUUUUUCCUGUGGCCUUUGCAUCAAAAUUUUAUAUUUUCUCAUUAAUAUUUUAUAGAUGCGCUUUUAAAAAAAUUGUUUACAAUUAAUUAAUUC